Molecule: messenger RNA, 3063 nt
Organism: Magnolia sinica
Lineage: Eukaryota; Viridiplantae; Streptophyta; Magnoliopsida; Magnoliales; Magnoliaceae
Product: BTB/POZ domain and ankyrin repeat-containing protein NOOT1-like
Exons: 3
Coding region: 837-2336 (499 amino acids)
Biological process (GO): plant organ development
Molecular function (GO): protein binding
Source: RefSeq, a predicted model, not a curated record
UCUAUCUCACACACGCACAAAAAAUCUGAGGACACGGUGAAAGGAGAAGACGCUACAGUGGUAGAGAAGGAGAAAUCCACUCUCUCUCUUCCAACAAGUAGAAGGAGAUCUAUCAGGGAAGAGCUCUCUCUCUCUCUCUCUCACUCUCCACACAAUAGAAGAAGAUCCAGUAGGGAAAAGCCUUCUCUCUUUUAUCUAUCUAUUUAAUUCAACAUACCAGAAGAUCUCCUCCCUCUCUCUCAAAAUUCUCAUAUAAAAAAAAAGAGAGAGAAGAAUACCCAACAGUGCUCUCUCUCUCUCUCUCUCUCUCUCUCUCUCUCUCUCUCUCUCUCUACAACACAAUAGAAGAAGAUCCAGCCGGGAAAAACCCUCUCUAUCUGUCUCUCUCUCUCUCUCUACUUCAGCAUACCAGACGAAGAUCUCCGCCUUCUCCAAAUUCUCAGAUAACAAGAGAAGAAUACCCGACCGUGCUCUCUCUCUCUCUCUCUCUCUCUCUCUCUCUCUCUCUCUCUCUCUCUCUCUCUCUCUCUCAACACAGUAGACGAAGAUCCAGCAGUGAAAAGCCCUUUCUAUCUAUCUCUCUACUUCAGCAUACCAGAAGAUCUCCUCUCUCUCUCUCUCUCUCUCUCUCUCUCUCUCUCUCUCUCUCUCUCUCUCUCUCUCUCUCUCUAACCAAAAGAGAAAAAAGGAACCUCCACUAUACAAGAGGAGAAGAUAAAGAAGCAAGAAGAUGUCCAGCCUUUCUCUCCAUCUUAUCCUACACCCCACCGUCUUAUGCUCCUGAGCACUCACCUCAAUCACCAGCAUCGCCAACUACUAUCUCCUUCUCCUCAACCAUGAACCUAGAAGACUCAUUCAAAUCCCUCUCCCAUGAUUACCUCAAUCUCCUCAUCAAUGGCCAGGCCUUCUCCGACGUCACCUUCAGCGUCGAGGGCCGCCUCGUCCAUGCCCACCGCUGCAUCCUAGCAGCUCGUUCCCUCUUCUUCCGCAAGUUCUUCUGCGGACCUGAUUCCCCACCCGGCCUCGAUUCCCCUGCCGGACACCGCAUCUCGUCCCCUUCAUCCUCACCUAGGACCUCCAAUUCCCACGUCAUCCCCGUCAAUUCCGUCGGCUACGAGGUCUUCCUGCUUCUCCUCCAGUUCCUCUACUGUGGCCAGGUCUCUAUCGUGCCGCAAAAGCACGAGCCCAGGCCCAAUUGCGGCGAGAGGGGAUGCUGGCAUACUCAUUGCACCUCAGCCGUCGAUCUCGCCCUUGACACCCUCGCUGCCGCCCGAUCAUUCGGGGUCGAACAGCUUGCCGUGCUUACACAGAAGCAACUAGCAAGCAUGGUAGAGAAAGCUUCCAUUGAGGAUGUGAUGAAAGUACUCUUGGUUUCAAGGAAGCAAGACAUGCACCAGCUCUGGACUACAUGCUCCCACCUUGUCGCGAAAUCCGGCCUUCCACCAGAAGUCCUCGCCAAGCACCUCCCGAUUGACGUCGUGGCCAAGAUUGAAGAGCUCCGCUUAAAAUCAUCGAUGGCCCGUCGCUCGUUCCUCCCCCACCACCACCCACACCACCCCCACCAUCAUGACCUGGGCGGUGGUCCUGCGGAACUCGAAGAUCACAAGAUCCGCCGCAUGCGCCGAGCACUUGACUCCUCUGAUGUGGAGCUCGUCAAGCUCAUGGUCAUGGGGGAAGGCCUCAACCUAGAUGAUGCACUUGCCCUCCACUACGCCGUCGAGAAUUGCAGCCGAGAGGUGGUGAAAGCCCUGCUGGAGCUUGGGGCUGCUGAUGUCAACCACCCGGCAGGCCCUGCUGGGAAGACCCCACUGCAUGUUGCGGCCGAGAUGGUGUGCCCCGACAUGGUGGCAGUCCUGCUAGACCACCACGCAGACCCCAACGUGCGAACCGUCGACGGCGUCACCCCGCUCGACGUGCUGCGAACCCUCACCUCUGACUUCCUCUUCAAGGGGGCGGUUCCAGGCCUGGCCCACAUAGAGCCCAACAAGCUUAGGCUCUGUCUCGAACUCGUCCAAUCUGCAGCACUUGUACUCUCUCGGGAGGAGGGGAGUGGCAAUAGUGGCGGAGGGGGUGGUUCUAUUUAUCCACCGAUGAGCAAUGAACCCGGCGGUGGUGGUAACAACAGCAGCAGCAACAUGAGUAGCCUCAGCCUCGAUUCAAGAAUGGUGUAUCUUAAUCUCGGAGCAGCGGCCGCAGCCCAAUUGGGAUGCAAGAUGGACGGUGAUGAUGAUAACAGCAGCAGCAAUGACCAAAGGGAAGCCAUGAAUCAACAUGGGGCUCAUGGAUAUGGAAGUCUAAGACAUGGAUUUUUCUCACCAGCGUUUGGAGGGGAUUGAUGAAGAGACAACGAGAAUCUAAGUAUGCAUUGGACGAUGGGAGAAGAGAUGCAGGUCAAUCUUUUCACUCGGCCUGUCACCUCCUCUUUUGUUUUUGGUGCUAUCUAAUCUGAUAUCAUGCCCUAUUUAUUGUGACUGUUUUCCCUUUCUUCUUGUCCCCCUCCACCCACCUUUUCUUUAUUUGUUACCCUACAAUGUGCUUUCCUCACACCUUAAAUUCCAUACUGGCAACACCUCCACCGUCCACGUGGCCUUCAUGCAUAUCAAUCCAAACCACCCAAAAUGAUGGGCCCAUUGUCAAUCGCCAAUCAACUGCUCUCAACGAGUGUACUGCAUGAUGGUUGCAAUCAAACGCUUAAGAUUAUCCCACGUGUAUGCAGGAAAUGUUGCCACAAUCUCAAGAGUUGUGGCAAACACACAUUGUAGGCCACCCUUGGUUUUUUCAUAUUAUUUUCUAUCUGAAUACUCACUAAUGGUAGUAGAAAAUCAUCCCUAAUUAAGAGGGGGUGGGGGUCUACCCUUGAAUUGUCUUUCUUCAUAUCAAGCUUUGUUUGGAUAUGGAAAAUGCAUAUAUCCUAUUAGAGUAAAUGAGCUGUCUCCUCUCCCAACAACUGCUUUAUUGCAAUUUUUUUCUAUCUUUUUCUUGACAUGGGUUCUAAAGAAACAUGGCCCCUCCUUUGUUGUGUUAUGUGAUUGAAUUAUAAACAAAUGGUUUUGGCAAAGGACA